Messenger RNA from Fragaria vesca subsp. vesca, 450 nucleotides. RefSeq names its product two-component response regulator ARR16-like. The record is from RefSeq and is a predicted model, not a curated record. Bases 1 to 450 code for a protein of 149 amino acids. The transcript has 5 exons. Gene Ontology annotation, biological process: phosphorelay signal transduction system; cytokinin-activated signaling pathway. NCBI's taxonomy places the organism in Eukaryota, Viridiplantae, Streptophyta, Magnoliopsida, Rosales, Rosaceae.
AUGGAGUCUGGACUUUCUUCUUCUUCGAAGGGUUUCAUGGAUAUUGUGGAGCAACCUCAUGUUUUGGCUGUGGAUGACAGUGAUAUUGAUCGGAAACUUAUCGAAAAGCUGCUCAAGAAUUUCUCUUGUAAAGUGACUACUGCAGAAAAUGGGGCAAGAGCAUUGGAGUUUCUAGGCUUGGGAGAUCAUCCAAACCAUUGCAAUGUCUCAAAGGUAAAUCUGGUAAUUACAGACUAUUGUAUGCCAGGAAUGACAGGAUAUGAACUGCUUAAGAAAAUCAAGGAAUCAUCAGUCAUGAAGGAGGUUCCGGUGGUGAUUAUGUCAUCUGAAAACAUACCGAACCGGAUUAACAAGUGUUUGGAGGAAGGUGCUCAGAUGUUCAUGCUAAAACCGCUCAAACAGUCGGAUAUUAAGCAACUGAGAUGUCAUCUGAAGAACUGUGGGAACUGA